AUGGGGACAGACAACGUUCACAUCGGUGUUGCAGCACCGAGAGAUGAGGAUAUAUCUAGUAUCUCACGGGAAGCCUCAACAUGGAAAGGUUAUGUCAAAAGCAAAUGGGAAAGAUACCCUGAUGAACGCCGCAUGCUUUUCAAGGCCGAUCUCUGCCUUACACUCAUGGGUUUCCUUGGAACGAUCAUCAAACACAUUGACAGAUCAAACUUGACAAAUGCAUUCGUAUCCGGCAUGAAGCAAGACCUGAAACUCUACGGCAACGAGAUGAAUUAUGCCAGCACAGCUUUCUCAGUGGCCUCGAUACUCGCCAUCUGGCCAAUAAAUAUCGCAAUGACUCGAAUGAAUCCGCGAUAUUUUAUUCCGUCUCUCGAACUCGGAUGGUCAAUCUGCACAUUCUGCCAAGCAGCAAUGCGGACGCCCACGCAGAUGUAUGUGUUGCGAGUUCUGGUUGGGAUAUUUGAAUGUGGUCACUUUUCAGCCUUCAUGUAUAUCUGCGGAGCAUGGUACAAGAAGAGAGAGUUAUCCAAGAGAGUCGCUUUGAUAAACUGCGCAGUGCACAUCGGUCCUAUGUACAGUUCUUAUUUCCAAUCGGCCGCUUAUAACGGCCUAAAGGGCGUGAAUGGAAUGGCAGGUUGGCAGUGGGCCUUCAUCAUCGAUGGCGUUUUGUCUCUGGGUAUCACUCUGCCCGGAUUCUACGCAAUUUUAGAUGUCCCUGCUCGCAUGAAGCCGGAUCACAUAUUUUCUGAAAAGGAACUUGAGCUCGCAAGGGCGCGAAUCCCCAAGGAAGGAAAUGUCAAGCAAGAGCGUUUCACGAGAAAGCAGCUUCUUCGUUGGAUCUCGACACCAGAGAUCUGGCUCCUGUGGGUAAUAUCGAUAGCCAACGGCAUCGGCGGCCAACCCACAAACUCCAUCGCAUACUGGUUCCAAGCAUGGGCCGAACGAGAGCCUGGAUCCUUCACCGUAGCGCAGAUCAAUGAUUACGUUACCCCUGUCUACGCCAUAACGCUUGUCCUAGACUUAUGCUUCGCUUACUCGAGCGAUACAUGGCUCAAAGGCCGACGCUGGCCAAUGCUCAUCCUUGCAUCGUCCAUCCAAGCAAUCGUCUGCAUUUUGCUCGCCACGACGCCCGUCUUCCCGCAUCCCAAGACUUUCCGGUGGUUUCUAUACUACCAGACUGGUUGGCUUGAGGCGUCGAGCACAUUAUUCUGGGCCUGGGCUCAAGACAUAUUGAGCGGCGACCCCGGAACCCGAGCCUUUGCUUCAGGAGGUCUGAAUCUCUGGAGUUCCGUGUUCGGAGCAACGAUUCCCCUGGCUGUGUUCAAGACAGUUGAUCAGCCUGGCGUGGUUGGGGGAAACUGGACAGCCGUUGGGUUCUGUAUUGCGGGUAUUCUUGCGACGAGUGGGACUGCGGUUCUGGAGAAGAGGAAGAAGGCGAGGAGGGGUGAGGGCGAGAGGGAGAGGGAAGAUGGCGUUUGA
Aspergillus steynii IBT 23096 is the source of this 1479-nucleotide messenger RNA. RefSeq names its product MFS general substrate transporter. Bases 1 to 1479 code for a protein of 492 amino acids. Gene Ontology annotation, biological process: transmembrane transport. The record is from RefSeq and is a predicted model, not a curated record. The transcript has 20 exons. Gene Ontology annotation, molecular function: transmembrane transporter activity. NCBI's taxonomy places the organism in Eukaryota, Fungi, Ascomycota, Eurotiomycetes, Eurotiales, Aspergillaceae. Gene Ontology annotation, cellular component: membrane.